UUACGGUUUAGUACGUUUUAGUUAGGAUCCUGUUCUGUGCUUUUGUCACAUUUUUGGCCUCUUGUAUAGUUCCUCUCGUUAUCGUUAUUUUUGCAGAGCGAAACAAACACGAAAUAUAACAAAUCGUUUUUGAGGCUCAAUUCGUUGUUCCGAUAGACCAGGAUCAAGACAGAACGCAGUAUAUGAAAACAAUUGAAUGGUUUUUGUAGUAAAAUUGUUGUAGAUCGUCUUUGGGAUCACACUUAUGAAUGACGAAUUUAGAAAUUUUGUUUCCAGUCCUUUGGCCGUCUUUAUUUCCUGUACAAAUGAGGAAGUUCCUCAUAUAGAGCGUAAUUGCAAGAGGCCGGGUUACUGGAAUUCCUCCCAGGGCUAUUAAGCCGAUUUCAAACAACAAGAGCAAAACCGCGGCUUUGUCAUUUCGAGAGUGUGCCGAAAAGCAAGCGAAGUAAUCAAGAUUGCUCACUUCGUCAGAAAAGAUAUAGUUUUGUCGGAAAUAAACGUGGUCGGGUCCCAUUCGAGACAUCGCGUCCCCUUGCAAAUCAGUUUCGAUAAAUCGCGUGGUGUUUUAUAGUGCGGAGAUAAUAGUUCGCCUGGCGAAUCAGUACGGUUAGAACGCGUUGGCAACGUUUCGUUUUCACGAAAGUCACGAAAUCGUAUAAAAAUUAUUUACAAACAAAACCCACACAUUAUGUUGACAAUGUCAACAUUAAUGAUGCCUGCACCAACAAUGGCUAUAGGGGCACCACCAAUAUCAGUUGGUCCCCAUAAGCCACCUGAAACUAAACUCUUGGCUAUACAUCCAGCCCAUUCUCAGGCCCAGCAGCAGCAACAACAGCAGAUUCAACAGCAACAGCAGCAGCAACAACAAACACAACAGCAACAUCAACUUCAAAAUCACAGUAGCAACAAUAACGGACAGCAACCGCAGCAACAAUUGUCGAGCGGUGGAAAUACAAAACCAGAACAUCACCACAUAUUCGUCGGAGAUCUUAGUCCGGAGAUUGAAACACAGCAGCUUAAGGAUGCAUUUGCACCAUUCGGAGAAAUAUCGGACUGUCGGGUCGUUCGAGAUCCACAAACGCUUAAAUCAAAAGGAUACGGAUUUGUUUCAUUUAUUAAGAAAUCAGAGGCUGAAAGUGCUAUCACAGCAAUGAAUGGACAAUGGUUAGGUUCACGAUCGAUAAGGACGAACUGGGCAACGAGGAAACCACCAGCAACAAAAGCGGACCUAAAUUCAAAACCUCUGACAUUUGACGAAGUGUACAAUCAAAGCAGUCCAACUAAUUGCACCGUAUACUGUGGCGGCAUAAAUGGUGCACUUUCGGGAACAUUAACGGACGAGAUCCUGCAGAAGACCUUUUCACCGUUCGGGACAAUUCAGGAGAUUAGAGUAUUCAAAGAUAAAGGAUACGCCUUUGUCAGAUUUUCAACAAAGGAGGCAGCCACACAUGCGAUUGUCGCCAUUCACAAUUCUGAAAUAAAUUCACAGCCGGUGAAAUGCUCGUGGGGUAAAGAAAGCGGUGACCCAAAUAACGCUCCAUCGAUUGCUAGCCAGGCGUUAAGUCAAGCUGGUUUUCCAUUUGGGGCAGCGGCCGCCUACGGGCAACAAGUGGCUGGCUACUGGUAUCCUCCCGCUCCAACAUAUCCAGCAGCGCCCGCCCCGUCGACGCCUCUACAAGGCCAAUUUCUUCAAGGCAUGCAAGGUUACGCUUACGGUCAAUUUGCAGGAUACCAACAAGGUUAUAUGGGGAUGGGAGUUCAAAUGCCGGGAGCAUGGCAAAGUGUUCCGGCCCAAGCCCAGUUACCUGCCGCUGCCCAGCAAAUCGCACAGGGUGUCGGAAAUGGAUUGCCACAAGCAACGGGCGUUGUUGCAUAUCCAAUGCAGCAAUUCCAGGUGAGCCCCCAGCUAGCAGAGGACGAAUGGCUCGCUCCCAGCUUAUUGGUGUAGCUUCCAUGAUGGCCACCACCUUUGUGCGGUUGCAAUUCGAUUGUGGGCGACUCACGAGGUACGGCAAUGUACAAACAAUCCAUUUAGCUAGUUAUUUUAUAAUAAAAGUUAUUAAAAAAUUGAACAAAAUUGCAGAUUGUGCGAAUGCAAACAAAAAUAUAGAUACAAAAAAAUUGAUUUGCAAUACAAAUGAAUAUACUAUGAAUAUGUAUAGUUAAAAGCAUAUUUGAAGAAAAGGAAAAUACCAGAUAUAAAAGUCUAUGAUAUUGAGCAAACGGUGAAUUUUUACCUUUGCGGCAUGUAAAUUAUGAUUAUUGUGUACCAAAGUGAUGUCGCGAAGAAACAUUAGCUUAUUUGAAAAAUAUACAUUUAAGACGGAUAGACUUUAAUUUUUGUUGGAAACCUACUUGAUAAAGGGAAACUACCAUGGGAAGAUUAAGUAGAUUUUUUGGAGAUCGUAAAGUUUACAUUUUACAGGCAUAUACUAAGAUAAUCGCUGGUUGAUUAACUACAAAUGAUAAGAUGAGGCUGCUACGCCCGAAGUAUUUGUCAAUUUCAAAAUUGUAAAUAAACGAAAAACCAUUCGCGGAAUGAUACUGAAUGGAAAUUAAACUACAUAUACAAUGUUCAUUUUGGCAUAUUGGCAAAAUUUUUUAUAAAAUAUGUGUCAUGCCUUUGAAAACUCUAUCAUUUGAUUCUCCUCCAGUUAUCAACCUUUUCUUUAUAAUGUGAUAUCGAUGAGUGUUUAUCACUUUUGAAGAGCAUUUUCUAUGGAUGUCCUCACCAAAAGAAUAUUUUUCCCUCUACCAAUUCCUGUAAAUAAGAAUAUGAAUCGAAGAACCUUAUGAUUUUCUAGUAAACCUGUAGAGAAUGAAUAGCUGCUAUUUUAUAAUGGAGACAUCGAAAAUAUUUUAAAGCAUUGCAAUGUGUAUUAGUGUCCUUCACCAACUGUAGAUAGCAUUAAAUAUAUUAUAUACAUAUAAAUCAAAGAAAAGUACAUAAGUGUGUAUACUCUAUUAACUGUUCGUCACUUUAGCUUUGUGAUAUGUUCAUUGAAAUUGUGAAGAACUAUCAGUUCAUUGUUUCGUUGUCACGUGAAAUUGUUAUCAACUUGAAGUAUAGUAGAAAAUUGUUUCGUGUAAAGUGUGUUUCAGCUUAAGUUCGUCCAUUGAAUAGUUUCUUUAGCUAUAAAUGAGAAAUUUUUUAUAAUCUUACGCUUUACUGAUUACAGCCUUUAUUAAUUUUCAAUUGUUAUUACCGUAGAAUCCCACUAUCCGUUUCAUUAUAAGCUACUUGGUUUCCCUGGGGUACUAGGAUGACAUCUGAAAUGCAGUAGAUUAUAAGUCAAAGUUCAUUAGAACUGUUUACAUAACGAGUAAAUAUCUUUGGAUCUGCAACCCAUAAGGGUCCGUCAGGAAAAAAAUAUGAAAAAGCUCCUUUCCUACUGCUGAGAAUCUACUCCACACUUUUAUCUCGACUUUUGAAAUGUCUUUCCCCAGUUCUUGGAUUAUUAUUUUGAAUUCCACUAUUAAAUAACCAAGAGCAAGUAACCAAAUAUAGUUGAAUUUCGAUGACAAAAACUGCAGUCACUCUAAUAACCAAGUUCAUCAGCAAUGCUCUUUUAUGUACCCUCGUAGCUUUCUAUAUUGCCAGUGAUUUCCGUGGCUUUCCAAAGGCUGCCGAACGAUCGAAUAUUUUCGGCGAUUGCCCUCCUUUAAUUUCAAUUCAAUUUGGUGCAACAAACCUCUUUGAAAUUGAAUGACAACACCCUUGACUCUAUUCACACAUGUUAGGUAUCAGUUAGUAACCAAUGCUAGCAUCAAAUGGUAAAAGCAUACUCCUAUAAACGGUUCAUUCAUUUCACGACUUCCUACAUAGCCGAAACAUAGGGGAAUGUUGGAUGGCGAGUCCUUUAGAUAUAGUCUGUGAAUUCCGCUGAAAUGGGUCUACUGUUUACUCCUUUGUGGAGUUCCCUCUUUUAUAUUGUUACUGAUUUUUCCCUUUUAUUUUGAUUUUCAACGACAACCGAGGACAACAAAUUCGACCAAUCAAGCAUAACAGCUUCUCGCUUCUUUAGAACCAACGAAUAGCAUGCGAUUGGCGGAUCUUUAUUUCACGCGUCGUUAUUAUGAUCUACUGGCCACUAAGGGACGAGGGAAAAGGGGUGGCGACCAUUGAUCAUCAUAUCCUAGCAGUAAAUGGAGUUAACCAUAGCCAGGCAAUCAUGAUUUCCCGAUUGUGUGCAGAUAAAACUCAAAAUACCCAUGUCAGCUGAACAGUUGGGUUAGGUAAUUGCCAACCUUACAGUGCUUUCGAUUGAACCAAGACCAUAGGUCUUUGAUGAGACGAGGGGUCCAUUUACCUCUCGAUUUCCCUUCCCAGAAUUGCUGCUAUACAAGUAGAGUGGGAGUUCUCUGUUAAAAAGCGAGGGCUUUAUUAUUUCUCUGGAUCCGAAAUCAUACGAUAGGCGGAUACAAUUUUCAAAGCCCCUUCCUGUUGUAUUUACUCUAGGCACUUGGAAAUGAUGGACCCUUCCCACACCACAAGCAUGUGACACCAAGCCUUGGAACCAAAGGGUUACUUCAUUUUGACCUCUUGCACGCUAAGCAAUUGGCCGAAGUCUGAGGCAGCUCCUUCGUAGACUUACAGUUUCUGCUAUCUUUCACUAACAGGCAAUUUCCCGCGACAUUCUUUUGAAGUUGAUGUAGUAAAUGGAACGCAAAAAUUACUCUUCUCUUGCCCUUCCGUUUAAGGGUAUUAAUGGCGAAAAUGCAUUCUUGUUUAAAAUAGAAGUUUAUAUGUUUGGAUAUUAUGGCAGCUAGCCAUUUGAUCACAUUAAGUAGGAUGCUUGGAUACUUUAGCGAAAGAGAAUUCCAUUUUCUGUAUAUAGUGACCAGAAAGGGCAUUUCAAGGCUCACUGGUAUUACCUAAGGCUAUUAUUAAAAGCGACAAACAAGCUCCCCAUAAUGACAGGUAGCAGACCCUUAAUGCUGAUAGACUUUUAUGCAGUCCAAAAGCAGGAAAACUUGCCAAAGUAUUGUCAAGACCCAGACUGGCCAUUACUAGGUGGACAUAUGUUGAAAAAAGGGAUUCCCCAUCUCUUCAAAGCUGCUGCAAAUUUAUCUUUGAAGCGAACAUGAUUCCCCUGUGUUGGGAUUGUCGAGAUUCCCCUGUGUUGGGAUUGUCGAGCUUGAUUUAGAUUUUUGAUAUUUUUCCCGACUAAAAGGUUUCUUCAAUAAGCCCGUGGAAUGAAGGCAAAUGCAAUGCAAAAUCCAAAUGUUGAACCUAUCUGUUUACUUAGAUUAAUGCUCCAAAAUCCUGUCUCGAUUCCCUCCCCACUUGAUAAUUCUUAAACAAUGCAGUUUUUCUAUUCACAUCAGGAUGUAAUGUCUGUGUGGUGGAAGAGAGGUAAAGCCUCUGAGCACUCUGAUCCAUGUGGAAAAUUUCACUCUAUUUGCUCGUCUAACGGAAUAUGCCGGAUUCGUUUAUGAAUCGCAGGAUUUCCGUUAGUAGUCAGGAUGUGGUAUUUAGAUAUCAGACGCUGUCUGUCAGUUUCUCAUCUACUAAAACCACCUUCACUCUUUCGUUCGUACCAUAGUUCUAGUUUUUAAGAUUCGCCUCCGGAUUUUAAAGGUAUUUUUUUUCCCCUCGAGUUAUUUUGUAGAUACAACCACCGCUAGGUUGCGUGCGAAUCCAAAAAAAAAAUUGUCUCCACCAACACGCGAAUGCGAACCACUAUACCUAUACCUAACCAUUAUACAUAAUGUUCCCCCGUUGGGACUCUAAUAUGAAGCCUUGAAGAACACCUGCUCUUUAAGACGUUACAAUGCCCCUUUUCGGGGCAUUAUCAGUGUCGUACUAAAGAUUAACGGGUCUAAGGAUCUAAUUAAGCUAAAGUAACCUUAAUCCAAGGACAGUUACCGAUUUGAGAACAUUUUUUACAUAAAGCGUCACCGUAGAACAUUUUAUGACGAGCACUGUCAUUAGGACAGGCUGACAAUAAUUGCUAUCAUCAACAAUGGAACGAGAUUACCGAAGUCGAUACUGGCGCUCUCCUAUUCCACCUGCAAGUACGUUGAAAAUGAAUGGCUUUUUAUAUAUUUCCCUCUUAAACUUUCAGCAGUCUUCAAUAUCGCCAGAACCAUCCCUUGAAAUAUACUGUGCAAUCCCGGAAGAAACACAGAUCAUCUUAAAUCCUUCAGUAAAGAAUACUGUAUCAGUACUUCAAAAUAAACGAAAAUGUAUUACAAUCACUUUAAACAUGGGUUGGGCGCAAGUAAUUUGAGGCUCCUAUUGCCCAUAUAUUUUUUCCAUUAUAACGACUCACGGGCUUUUAUCAGCAUCAACACAUAGGGAUUAUAGCAACUAUGUUUGAUUUUCCGUAUCACAUUUGCGAAAUUACUUUAUUCUAUAUUAUUCCUCAAUUGCAGGCUGUUCUCAACGUUGAGAUUCCCUGCUUAAACCAGUAUUUCGUUUUUCCCUUGUCAUUAUGGCAAUAUAAGCGCCAUAAACCACAGUUAUCUGCUGGCGCAGAAGACCCACCAUUUGCAUUGCUGUUUUCUUCGGUCCGUGAUGUCCUUUUAAGGCAGCCUGAAAAGUCUUAGCAGAGAAGCCAACCAUCCUAAUUUUUUUCCAACCGGUUGUCAAUUCCCACAAUUCUCAAUUCCGAGAAACAUAGCCUGUGGAUGUAGUGUUCCCAAUCGCUAGCGACGCAUUAAGGUAUGUAUAUUAGAUGAGUGAUCGAGCCUAACCUUCUGCCUGGGAAGGUUGUCGACGAAAAGACUUCUAGUGAGAUCUGGCCCUUGGUGUUCGUUACUCGUUGUCCCCAUUACAAUCCCCACGGAAGGAAGGGGGGGGGGGUCUAGCGUCUAACAUUAUUAUUAGGGCUGUAGGAGUGUAGCAGUUGUAGAUAUGGGCACCAUCUAUUUUCGCCCUUAAAGAACCGACUCCUGGGAAUGCUAUUCCUUCUUGUAUGGCAUGUUUCUCAUCCGCGUUACAACUAAGAUGAUGAGCCUCCUGUAUUAUACCUUACCUGGGUCAGUUAGCAUAAAUAUGGGAGGGUCACAUAGUGUUUAAGGGUCCCUAAGCAAGCUAUUGCCAAUAGUUUCAGUCAUAGCAGUAGCAACUAAUACUAAUAUCUCAUAGCCAUGAGAUGAGAUGAGAUCUUUAAUCCUCUACAUAUCUGAAGUAAAAUCUACUCACAUAUUUUUACCGUUGGGCUGUAAUCAGAACUUGUUUUGCUGGUGGAAACUAACUUAAAUAUUUCUGUAAGUUAUUUCUGAUUUUUCCUACGACACAUGACUAUGUAUCUUUUUUCGAUGACAUUCGUAACAGCCGUAAAUUAUAUUUCAAAUGAAAAAGUAUAGGUCUAACAUUAUAAAUCAAAAAUUAUGAAGAAAGAAAACCAAAAAGAAAACAAUGCACAUUGAAAUGUAAGAAACACAAUUUAGUUCAAUAAAGAGCAGAAGCAAGUACUAAUUUUAAACUGAUGACGAUGUAAAUUGAAACUUGUGAUAUUUAACCGAAAGAUACUUAAAUGAAAUUUAAACAUGAUGAAAAGUAGAAAACAAAAAAGUAUAAACAUAUUAUUAAAAAAAUAAGAAGAUAUUUUACAAACCAAAUGAGGCUAGAAAAAAAUUUAUUGUUGGCCAAAUUAGAAAAAUAACGCAUCAAGUAGAACUAGCAUAAAAUCAAAAUUUUUGACAGUGCUAACAGAAAAUGGUGAGAUUUAUGCAUUCAAAAGGCACCAGAAAUAAAGCUACAUAGAAAUAGUCCAAAAAGAAAAUCUAAUGAUUUGCACAGAAAGUACUUUGCUCCGGAAAAUUCGAUAGUUGAAUUGUUAGAGUUGUUCCAUUUCCAUCAGAGUUUUGAAAAAAUACAUUUGAAUCAAAAUUAUUUUAUUUCAAUUUUUGUAGAAUAUUUAUUGCUUAAUAAACAUAUACUUUUUUUAAAUGUCUAACCACCUCUAUUCCAGUAAAAUUAUCUUCGCGGAAAAAAGUACCUUAUUAUAUUUUGAAUUCUAGAAAUUUGUAAAUCAAAUAUAAUAAAUCGUUUGUGAAAAGAAACAUGUUGAAUUUUUAUUUAUAAGUAUGUCUCAUUAGUAUCUAAAUUCUAGCAAUUCAAAUGUCGAUUUAGUUUCCAUCCACACAGAAAAAAAUUGAAAAGCUUUUAUAUCAUAUGCGCAAAAUAUAGUUAAGGAGAUGCUUGUAUCACUUGUAGAGAUUUAUUAAAUAAGAAGUUUUGAACAGUAAACCUUUCAGUGCUCGUCGAAGACAGCAUUCGAAGCAUUUGACACAAAUUAACUAGUUUUAAAGAAUAAGAUAUGUGAAACCUGCAAUUAUCUAGAUAAUUACCAAAACAACCAAAUCAAAUGAACAAAUCGAAUAUUAAACACAAAAGAUUGUAAAAAGAUUCUGAAAGGUAAUCGUGAAACCCUAAAGCCGUACGUGGAUAUAAACUAGUCAAAUGUAGCAAAUCAAACUAAAUAUAAUUAUUUGUAAACAUAUAGUAGAUAAAAUCAUUACAAAAAUAAUGAGAAGAUUUGCACACGAUAGAUGUAGCAGCACACAACAAGUAACAACCAAACGAAUUAAUUAAGAAAUGAAAAACAAAUAAAAAUGAUAUACAUAUAUAAAGAAGAGUAAGAAGAGAUACUGAAUAUAGUUUGUUGAAAUAAAAAAAUGCUAUAUUAUAUGUACAUUAUACAAUAUGUGUAAACAAAUGAAAAAAUAGGACAAAUUAUAGAGAAACAUAUACAUGUAUGUACGUAAGAGCAUGUCAAACAAUUUGUUAAACUCCAUAGCUGAAUCAGAAACAAAAAGAUACCAGAUAUUUUCCAUAACUUCACUGAGGGAAUGUUCACUGUGGUUUUGAUUGAUUUUUAAGUUCACCACUUACCAUUCAAACCAAAAUGUUCACAAAUCCUUGAUAUGAACAGCACUGCAAUUAAAUACUGUACAAUCAAAGAUUACAUUAAAAUCGAAUGAGCCUUGCAUACGUCGCGUCGUCAACAAAUCAAACCAUACUUUCCAGUCACCUUCACAGUGAGCAAUCAGCCACUUGGGAAAAUAAGCAAAAUUUAAUAAAAAAAAAAUAUAUGUAAUUAAUACGAUUGAGGAAGGGAAUACAGACGAACGAAGCAAUUAAUCUAGUUGGGAGAAAAAUGCUAUAUAUAAAUAUGUAUAUCAAAAUGUAAUACAAAACAUAACCAAAAUGAACAGAAUGAAUCAAUUAUACCGAAGUUUAACAAACAAUAAACAUGGAAAAUAUACAAAA
This is a messenger RNA of Hermetia illucens (black soldier fly), 9223 nucleotides long. RefSeq names its product nucleolysin TIAR. The transcript is spliced from 8 exons. The record is from RefSeq and is a predicted model, not a curated record. Gene Ontology annotation, molecular function: RNA binding. Lineage: Eukaryota; Metazoa; Arthropoda; Insecta; Diptera; Stratiomyidae. The coding region runs from base 689 to 1948 and encodes 419 amino acids.